Daktulosphaira vitifoliae (grape phylloxera) is the source of this 1878-nucleotide messenger RNA. RefSeq names its product transmembrane protein 161B (gene emei). The record is from RefSeq and is a predicted model, not a curated record. The coding region runs from base 349 to 1806 and encodes 485 amino acids. The transcript has 12 exons. Lineage: Eukaryota; Metazoa; Arthropoda; Insecta; Hemiptera; Phylloxeridae.
UAUUUACAUAGUUAUCAUUUAUUAUUAUAACGCCUGGCGUUCUAUGAUUUUGGAUGUACAUAUGUAAAGAAUAUUAUCUAUAUCUGUGUUUGAAUGUAUAAAAUUCAUUGUGUUACCAAUAAACACAUUAUGAUUACAUAUAAGCCAUCAGUUAAAAAUGUGUUACUUCAAAAUUUAUUUUUUAUGAUCACUUAAUAAUUGUUAAAGCCAAUUAUCCAAUGCUGAAGCAAAACAUAACCCGGCUUACAUCCCGUUGGUCUAUUUUUAGUAAUUUUGCAAGGAGUAAAAAUUGAAUUUGGAGCGUGAUAACUGAAUUCUACUAGAUAAUUGUUCUCUAAAUUGAACACUAUGGCGGCCUUGCUUGGUGUUCAGUUAAUUAUCACAAUGGUUGCCAUUAAUUUAAUACAUCGAUUAAGUCCAAUCUACUCAUUUGCAAGAUGGUCCUUAUGCUCUACAGGACUUGUACGUUAUAUUCAUCCCACUGAUAAAGAAUUGAGACAAAUUUUAGGUUUAAAAAAAAAGGAAAAUAAACAAAAAAAAGGUCUUUCUAAUGGACAAAGUAACAAUGUUGAUGUAUUUCAAAUACCAAAAAAUUUAGAGAUUAAUCUGCAAAAUCAACCAAUUUAUGAACAUGAAAUAUAUCAACUUAAAUAUUUUAUGGAAUAUCAAUGGCUAGUCAAUUUUUCUAUUUAUGCUGCAUUAGUUUAUUUUUCUACAGAAAUUUAUUCAUAUUAUUCAUCAAUUACUAAUGAAAUAAAUUUAAGUAUGUUGUGGUGUGCAAUAGUUAUAGUAUUUGCAUUUAAAAUAUUAAUAUCAUUAACUAUGGAAUAUUUUUAUGGAGGAUUUGAAUCAGUUGGUGAAAGGUCAACAGUUGUUGUUGCAGGUUUUGUUUAUCUAGUCAUUUCCAUGAUUAUUUUAAUAAUUGAUGAAUCCAAGCUAGAUGUUCGAUUAGAUACUGCCUAUAAGAGUUUCAAUGAAAGCUCAAUAGAAUUUUUAAAUAAUCAUGGCUUACCUUCACAGGGUCCAGCAUCAAAGUUAAUUGUUAAAUUUUGUUUAGCAAUUUGGUGCGCAGUUACUGGAGCAAUGUUUGUUUUUCCAGGAAUUCGUACAGCUAAAAUGCAUUGGGAUUGUCUUAAGUAUUAUGAAUUAAACUGUUUUUAUGGCAAAUACAUAACUCAUAUUAUAAAGACUUUAAUGAACUUAAGCUUGAUUAGUCAUUUUUUACUUAUAUUACUUUGGAUCAAGCCAAUAACAGUUGAUUUACUAACAGUAAAAAAUUUGUCAGGAUUCAAUAAACCAUUAAUGUCAGUAGAACAGUUUGAGAGUCUGAGGUGCUGGGGAGUUGUAUUUGUAGUAAUUCAACGUUUGUUUUUAAUGCCAAAAUAUAUGCAAGCUUAUCUUAACAUGGCAUAUGAACGAUUUGAAUAUCAAAAAAAAGAAGCUGGACGUAUAACUAAUAAAGAACUACAAAAACAAGUAUCUGUGAUAUAUUACUAUACUUGUGUCGUUGUACUUCAAUAUAUUAUACCACUUGUGAUGGUACUAUUCUUCACAUUUUUUUACAAAACUUUAGGUGAUUUAAACUGGGUACAAUCAUUUAACAAUUUGCCUUCUACAAAUAAAGUUCUGACAAAUAAUACUACACUUAAAAUGGAAGAGCAAUACUUUACAAUUCAGUCACUAAAACAAAUAUUUACUGUAGACGUCUACAGAGGAAUUUUUGGAUUUGCUACCUGGUGGGUUUGUUUUUCUUGGUUCUUGUCACUAUCAUUAGGUAUAUUUUAUCAAACUUAUUUAUCAGCCUAAUAAUAAUUAAAAGUAUAAUUUAAAUACUAUUGUUGUUUAGUGGUAGAAUGAUAAAUUGAGUUUAGUAUUGUG